This is a messenger RNA of Aspergillus campestris IBT 28561, 564 nucleotides long. RefSeq lists its product as uncharacterized. The transcript has 2 exons. The record is from RefSeq and is a predicted model, not a curated record. The coding region runs from base 1 to 564 and encodes 187 amino acids. NCBI's taxonomy places the organism in Eukaryota, Fungi, Ascomycota, Eurotiomycetes, Eurotiales, Aspergillaceae.
AUGUCCCCGGAGCCGUCGAAUUUGACGGCUCAGGACGAUCUUGAGGCGCGCUCCUCUCUCGACUCCCACCCCCGUGAAUCUCGCCCCGAUAGGAGAGAAGAGAAGAAGGAGGAGAAGGAGAAGGCCAAGGACAGGGAUCCCGAUCGGAAGGAGGACAAGGAGAAUCAUCCCGACAAGGAACCCAAACGCGGUCACCGUCGUCCCCGGGACAAAUCCGCCGCCACCUCCACCUCCACCUCCGCCAACAACCCGGCCGCGUCCUCCCAUUCUCGCAAAAAACCCAAGUUGGAGGAGGAGGCCGUCGUCGACUACGUCCGCAGUCCGCCGCGUCCCCUUCCGUCCGCCAGCCCGGCGCCCCCCGGUCCCGGCGCGCCCCGUCCCUACCUCCCCACCACCUACGUCCGCCCCUGCUAUCCUCCUCCUCCCUCCCCUUGGCGUCGUAUCCCGCGCCCUCCUAUCCGACCACCAUGGCGCCCGCCGGGCCCCCCCAACCGCCGCCCCCGCGCGCCCACACUCCCAACCCGCGCCGCCGCCACCCCCUCGCACCAGCGGUCAGAACUUUGA